CCCCAAAACCAAACACUCUUUGUUCUGUCCUACUGAUGGAGUGCCAAGGGCAUUGCCCAAAUGGACUGGACCACUCUGACGACAUGAUAGCUAUAAGAGUGUUGGCGUCCUGCCUCAUUUACUUUGUGUGAGUUUUUGUACAGUUGGACUGACUAACCCAGAGAGAAGAAGAAGGUAGUCAUGUCGUACCAGACUGAGGUGAUCAGCUCCCAGCCUCAGGUGACCGUCACAAGCUACAAAAUCACCACCGGCUCCUCAUCAUGGAACUCCAACGUGUGCGACUGUUGUGAGGACUGUGGCAUCUGUCUGUGUGGGGCGUUCCUCCCCUGCAUCCUGGCCUGUAAGGUGGCCCAGGACCACGGCGACAGCUGCUGCCUCCCCUUCCUGCCCGGUGCCAUGAUCGCGCUCAGGACCAGCAUCCGCAACCAAUACGGCAUCAGCGGCUCCAUCUGUGAUGACUGGAUAAUCAUGGCCUGCCUUCCCCUUUGUGGGCUCUGCCAAAUGGCCAGGGAGCAGAAGGCAAGAGGCUGAGCAGAAUCGGGGUGCUGGAAGAUUCUCAAACCUCACAAUAAGACAAAAGAAGCACAACAAGUCAUGACACCAUUGAAAUUGUGGAUUAAUCUUACAUCAUCCUAAAUGAAGGUAUAAUUUGCAAUUUUGUUUCUUGGAAACAAAAACAAAAGUAAAAAGAGAUGAGAGAAAAAUAAUCUCAUGCAAUACUAUUUUCUGUGUUUAUUUCUAAUUGUUAUUAAGGCUGAUAGCCUUGUUAUGAUAUACUCAGCCAUGUUUAUGAAUAGUUCAAAUAAAUAGGAUAUUCCUGUCAUAGAGUAGCAUGAUGUUAUUGUGUAUAGAGAAAGUAUUAAAAUGAUCUAUUCUGCCCUGUUAUUUGUUUUAUGUCCACCAACACAUACUGUCUUUAGUUAUGAUUAUAUCAAUAAAAUAUUGUAAAUAAAUAA
Molecule: messenger RNA, 956 nt
Organism: Alosa alosa (allis shad)
Lineage: Eukaryota; Metazoa; Chordata; Actinopteri; Clupeiformes; Clupeidae
Gene: cnfn
Product: cornifelin
Exons: 4
Coding region: 181-531 (116 amino acids)
Cellular component (GO): cornified envelope
Source: RefSeq, a predicted model, not a curated record